Molecule: messenger RNA, 441 nt
Organism: Penicillium cinerascens
Lineage: Eukaryota; Fungi; Ascomycota; Eurotiomycetes; Eurotiales; Aspergillaceae
Exons: 3
Coding region: 1-441 (146 amino acids)
Source: RefSeq, a predicted model, not a curated record
AUGUCCUACAAAAUUGCCUACGACGCAGCCCGCGCGCCACCCCACGGCACCGCCAUCGUCGAGUUUAUGGAGGAUUUCUACCGCACCAGCGACACCGAGUCCCUGCACGAGAAAUACGUCCAGAGCUUCACCGAUGAUGCGACGCUGAUCAUGGGGCCUAAGGAGGCUAAGGGUUCCAGUGAGAUCCUCCCCCUCCGCCACGGCCUCUGGGCACACGUCGCAUCGCGGAAACACUCUCCGCAGCGCAUCUUUUUCAGCGGCGACAACGAGAUCAUGCUCUACGGCGGCGUUAAUUACCGGCUCAAGGCGGAUCCGGAGAGGGAUGUUUAUGUGCCUUGGGCUGGCCGGGCGGUGUUUGCGCCGGCGAAGGAGGGGGAAGCUGUGAAGAUGGAGUUCUAUCAGGUCUAUCUGGAUCCUUCGGCGCAGUCGGGUAAGAAAUAA